Messenger RNA from Coturnix japonica (Japanese quail), 3463 nucleotides. The record is from RefSeq and is a predicted model, not a curated record. NCBI's taxonomy places the organism in Eukaryota, Metazoa, Chordata, Aves, Galliformes, Phasianidae.
UCUCGCUCCGCUCCGUGCGUUUCAUAGCAACUGUCCGCGGUGCGUUAGGGGCCCGCGUCCUCUCCCGCUGCCUUGGGAGCGUUGUGGCCGGGCGGCCUGUGCAGCGCUCGGAGCAGGGGCAGUGGGGGAGGAACGCCGCCGAAAGGAGCGGUUCUGCCCGGCAGUUCGGGGCCGGGAUGUACCGGGACGUGAGCGCGUCCUCCUGGCAGGGACCUCCCUACUGAAGUGCCCCCAAACUGCACGAUUGUCACCUUUAGCAACUCGAGGAAGAUGAUGCAGAACGUGCACCUUGCUCCUGAGGAAGACGAAGAUGAUCUUUACUCUGGCUACAAUGAUUAUAAUCCCACUUUUGACACAGAGGAUUUAGAAAAUGAUGUAGCUUUUCAACAGGCAGCAAGAACAAGUCAUGGUAGAAGACCCCCUGUAACAGCCAAAGUUCCUGGUACGGCAACUUCAAGACCUAUAGAUACUGCAUUUGGGUCAAAAGCAACUUUAACUUCAUCUAUGGGAAGACCGGUGACAGGAGUAGUGCAGGAUGGGGUUGCUCGACCAAUGACAGCAGUGCAAGCUGCAGGUUACACUAAAGCAGCUAUGAGAGGUUCUUUAUUUGAUCCUCUGGGUCAAGCAAGGGGUCCUGCUCCACCUCUGGAAAUGAAAAAUCCAGACAGCUCAGAAGAGAAGAUUAGACAGUUAGAAAAAAAAGUGGGUGAACUGAUUGAAGAAAGUUGCAUUGCCAACAGCUGUGGAGACUUGAAAUUGGCUCUGGAAAAAGCGAAAGAAGCUGGAAGAAAGGAAAGAGUAUUAGUGAGGCAACGUGAGCAAACUGGUACUUCAGAUAACAUCAACUUAGAUCUCACUUACUCAGUUCUUUUCAAUCUGGCCACUCAGUAUGCUGCUAAUGAAAUGUAUGCUGAAGCACUGAAUACUUACCAAGUUAUAGUGAAAAAUAAGAUGUUCAGCAAUGGAGGUAGACUGAAGGUCAAUAUGGGAAACAUAUAUUUAAAACAACGGAACUAUUCCAAAGCUGUCAAAUUGUACCGCAUGGCUCUAGACCAGAUUCCUAGUGUCCACAAAGAAAUGAGGAUUAAAAUAAUGCAAAAUAUUGGAGUUGCAUUUAUUAAAACUGGCCAAUACAUGGAUGCCAUUUCUUCAUUUGAACAUAUAAUGAGCAUGUCCCCAAACCUGAAGGCAGGCUUCAACUUGAUCGUAUGUUACUUUGCUGUUGGAGAUGGUGAACAAAUGAAAAAAGCAUUCCAAAAACUGAUUGCUGUUCCCUUGGAAGUGGAUUAUGAUGACAAAUACAUUUCACCAAAUGAUGAUCCACAUACAAAUCUGCUGAUUGAAGCCAUCAAAAAUGACAGUUUAAGACAUAUAGAACGUGAGAGGAAAUCCAUGGCAGAGGAUUAUAUCAUGACAGCUGCUAAACUGAUAGCACCAGUAAUUGAAACAUCUUUUGCUGCAGGCUAUGACUGGUGUGUUGAAGCAGUAAAGGCUUCCCACUACGUAGAGCUAGCCAAUGACCUGGAGAUAAAUAAAGCCACGACUUAUUUGAGACAACGGGAUUUUAACCAGGCUCUGGAGACUUUAAAAAUGUUUGAAAAGAAGGAUAGCAGAGUAAAGAGUGCAGCUGCAACAAACCUUUCAUUCCUUUAUUAUUUGGAGAAUGAAUUGACACAAGCAACAAACUAUGCAGAUUUAGCUGUCAGUUCUGAUCGGUACAACCCAGCAGCUCUAACUAACAAAGGAAAUACUGUUUUUGCAAAUGGAGACUAUGAAAAAGCAGCUGAGUUUUAUAAGGAAGCUCUCAGGAAUGAUUGCUCUUGCACUGAAGCACUUUAUAACCUUGGUUUAACAUACAAGAAAUUAAACAGAAUAGAUGAAGCUUUGGAUUGUUUUCUGAAGCUCCAUGCAAUACUUGGAAAUAGUGCCCAGGUUCUUCACCAAAUAGCAGACAUUUAUGAAGUCAUGGAAGAUCCCAAUCAAGCCAUAGAGUGGCUCAUGCAGUUGAUCAGUGUAGUACCAACUGACCCACAUGUACUUUCAAAGCUAGGGAAAUUAUAUGACAAUGAAGGUGACAAAUCCCAAGCCUUUCAUUAUUACUAUGAGUCGUACCGGUAUUUCCCUUCAAACAUUGAAGUCAUUGAAUGGCUCGGAGCAUAUUGCAUUGACACCCAGUUUUGUGAAAAAGCCAUUGAGUACUUUGAAAGAGCAGCACUUAUCCUACCUACACAAGUGAAGUGGCAGCUGAUGGUUGCCAGUUGCUAUCGGAGAAGCGGUAACUACCAGAAAGCUCUAGAGAAAUACAAAGUCAUUCACCAAAAAUUCCCGGAGAAUGUUGAAUGCCUCCGAUUUUUAGUUCGUCUCUGCACAGAUUUGGGACUGAAAGAAGUCCAAGAAUAUAUGACAAAACUCAAGAAAGUGGAAAAAUUAAAGGAGAUGAGAGAGCAGCGCAUUAAAUCUGGCAGAGAUGGCAGUGCACGUAACCGCAGGGAAGGAAGUGCUGGUGGAGUGUGGCAGAGAUGAAGUGCUAGAGGCUUCCUUAAAGAAAAGCUCAUUCUCUUGACUGUUAAGUCUCUCCUGUAGAUUCACAAUGCUGAGUUUCUUAAACAUAAAGCUGUAGAAAGGUAAAUCUGGAAGCUUGUCUGUGUAGUCUUUUCCCUACUGGGCAGCCUACAUAUUACAGAGCUAAUGAUUCUUCCCUCCCAUUAAUAAAUGUAUGAGACAUUAUACUGUUAAACCUGACCGUUCCCCUCUGCUGUUCGAAGGAAACUACCAGACUUAUGGCUACUUUGGCCAGCUGGAUUAAAGUCCAUCUUGACCCAAAUAGGAAGUUACGCCUUAGUAUUCUGCUUUCAUUUUUAUUUUAUAUCAUUCAGUGUCAUAAAAGAUCUCACCUAGAAAUUCUUAAUUGUAUUCUCUUCCUUUUUCAGUGAAACACUUCAUGCAUUUUUUCUUAACUGGUAACUAGCUGGUAAUUUUAUUUCUCCACUGACAUAGCAUGAGUUUUACUACAUUGAUCCAGUUCUAUACGGUCAUGAACAUUACUAGCAUCGUAUUGGAAGGAAUAUUUUAGAAUGCUUUGGCAUUUAGGAAGACUGCUCUACUGAGUUCUCUAAGGGUUAACAAUUAGUACUGGAUUCUUGUGAGUUCUCAUUCCUUUUUUUUUAGCUCAGCAGUUUCACCAGAGAAGCUUUUAAAUCACUUCUUGUUAUGUAGGAAAAAUAUAAUUCACCUUGAAUUUAAUUCUACCUGUUCUGGGCCUUAGGCCAAAUAAUUCUUGGGGUGAAGUUCCUGGUAACAGGAAGGGAUGGAAAUGUCUGGGCUCUUUUUUGUAGCAUAAGCACUCUAAUGAGACAGUCAGCUAGAGGUGCGAGUAAGACAGCAGCAUGAGAGAGCUUUGGGACACAUUUUUAUCACAGAGCAGAGGUUCACUUCAGCUUACAAUGAACAGAAUGAAGAGUAG